ACACCGUAGUAAACGUAAGUCCAAAUAGAGCGCACCACCAGAGGAAACAAGACGAAAAUUCGUUGGUAUGGCCACUGGAGACAACAGCAGAGGAGGGGGAGGUCCAGGAUUGGACGAUUAUUUCAAGACCACCUUAGAAGACAAACUGCUGGCGAACAUGCCGGAGCAGCCGUCUGACGCGCUGACUCCGGCGACUCGCCUGCUGGAGAAGAAGCGGGAGAUGGCGGCCGUGGAAGCCGCGCUCGGCGCCAAGAAAGAGGAUUUCCAGUUGAAGAUGGAGACGCUUCAGCAGCGGCGAGACGACCUGGAGCUGAAAGAGCGGAGCCUCAAGGAACAGCUGCUCAAAUUCGAGAAGUUUCUGAAGGAGAAUGAUUUGAAGAGGGCUCGGGCGUUGAAAAAGACGGAGAGGGAGAGGGAAGUGUGUCGGGAUAAGGAUGCGGAGAUUGAGAGACUGAGAGAAGAGAUCCGCGAGCAGACCGAGAUUUCCGACAGCCAGAAGAGGGCGAUAGAGAAACUGUCGGUGUUCAGGAAGUUUAUGGGCGACGUUCAGGAACAAUCGGAUAGUGAAUUUGAUGAAGUGAGAGAGAUCAUUGGUCGAUACGACACACUCAGUCAGACGAGAGAGGAUUUGAUGGAGAGGGAGCAGAGAAAUCAAGACGCCAUAGAGGAGGAGAGAACAGCUCUAAUGAAACUAAAAGAGGAGAAGAACAAUGAGAUCCUGGGCUACAACAACGAAUUGGCUCGUCUGCAGACGAGGCUGGAGGAGGCCCAGAGCAAUGCCGUCAAAUGGGACUCUGAGUGGACGCGAAUCCAGACGACGGCGGCCAAGAAGACGCUGGUCCUGGGACAGCUGAAGAUUGCCACCCACAACCUCUUCCUCCUAAUGUGCAAACACCUGCAGAAGAAGAUCCCUCCCCACGAGCACGAGGACACUCUCAGACAGCUCGAUAAGUUGCAGACAUUCAUAAAAGACUUGACGGAGAUCACAAACGACAUCAAGAGAAAAGAGUCAGCAGCCAUUCCCAAUGCCCAGCUGCUCGCACCUGUCAACCUUUGACCUCCGCUCCCUCUCCGUUCUCACCGAACAUCUACCAACGUUACUCACGUGAUGACUUGUACAAUGUAGCAAGGCAAAAAGGUUUUUAAAAUGUGUACACAAAAACACACACACACACACACACACAAAGGAGCUGUACAAUAUUUACACAGGGUGUUGUUGUAUAUAUUAUGGUGUGGAAUAAUUAGAGAAAGGCCCCUCAUAAGAAAUACUCUGGUACUGGUUUCUUUGUUGGUUCGCCCCUCACCUCAAUUGGGGCUGCUUCAAACAUGGUAUAACUUCUACUGAGGUUUUCGUCAAGUUCGAAAAUGGCAGCCACGUUGCCACACCUGUAGCAGUAGUUGGGGGCAGACCACACGGUGAGAACCGUUUCCGAAAAGUGCCACUUGUAGCCUUCCAUCACCAGCUGGUGAGCUCGACAGAUCAUCUUUAUGUUGUUGGUCGCGUUGAACUGUGCCACUACCUCACUGCCAAAUAGAAACCCAGCCCCUCUCGGACUCACUCCCCAGUCAUCAAUGUCUGCAUGAUCAGACCAGAGGAGAUCACACAUUGGCCCGUCGUGUGGGACUCUUGUUUCCUAUCAAUGGAGCGGAUCUAAAAGGGACGAGAGAGAGAGAGAGAGAAGAGAGAGAGGGAGGGAGAAAUAGCACACAUGUCUACUCUCCACAACACACACACAAAAACAUCUGAGAGUGCUAACGAAGAGAGGGUUUUGUUUUGGCUGCAGAGAGGGAGAGCGUGCCAAGAACAGAGAUUAUAAGCCGACAUAAUUUACCAGCCAGCCCAUCGUGCCAGCAAUGCUAGUAGAAUUCAGUCGGGAGCUCAUUAGUACAGAGAGAAAUACCACACAGGCAAACAGACCUGGUCCAGUGUUGUGAUGGAAGGUGAGAGACCUCCGUGAACACAGAAUAUCUGCAGUU
Messenger RNA from Geodia barretti, 1977 nucleotides. The record is from the annotation of a GenBank genome assembly. NCBI's taxonomy places the organism in Eukaryota, Metazoa, Porifera, Demospongiae, Tetractinellida, Geodiidae.